UGACUGGGAGUUCUCAGACCUCCAGUUUCAGUCCUGCCCUCAGCCUCCAGUCGGUGAGAGACACCCAGCCCCAGCAAUUGGAUUGGGCAGCCCGUCUUGACACACCACCGUGCUGAGUGCUUGAGGACGUGUUUCACCAGAUGGUUGGGGUUAGUGUGUGUCAUCACAUUCGAGUGGGGAUUAGGAGCAGGGAGGCUGUCUUGCUGGAGCUGUGUGGUCUUCUCCAAGUGAGAGUUGCGGGCAAGAGAGCUACUUUGCCUUUGGAAGCAGAGGAGGAAUUCAUUUGCUGCAGCCACAAGAAAGGCAGUUUUUUCAGACUUGCCCUCCUACGUUCAUGUCCGUAUACCUGUGGUGCUCAAGAGUUCUUGUGUCUACCGGACCCUCACAUUUGGUAGAGAAACCCAACACUGUCCUUACCCUCCGCAGGUGCUGACUUCCACCCACCACUGUCUGAAGAAGGCGAACUUGGCAGAUGACGUGAAGGUUCUCCAGGACAGAGUAACUGCAGAACAUCUUCAAAGGACCCCAUCUGCAGAUGGUCUGGAUACCUCUGAGCAUAGGAAUUGAUUCUUCAACCAGGAUACCUACUUCAAGACCUGCAGAAACCAGGAGGCUGAGACGUUUUGUCAGUUUUGCGACGUUGGACCAAACACAAUGAAGUAUUCUUGCUGUGCCCUGAUUUUGGCGGUCCUGGGCACAGAACUGCUGGGGACCCUCUGUUCGACUGUCAGAUCCCAGAGGUUCAGAGGACGGAUACAGCAGGAACGAAAAAACAUCCGACCCAACAUUAUUCUUGUGCUCACCGAUGACCAAGAUGUGGAGCUGGGGUCCCUGCAAGUCAUGAACAAAACAAGAAAGAUUAUGGAGCAUGGGGGGGCCACCUUCACCAACGCUUUUGUGACUACCCCCAUGUGCUGCCCCUCCCGGUCCUCCAUGCUCACCGGAAAGUAUGUGCACAACCACAAUGUCUACACCAACAAUGAGAACUGCUCUUCGCCAUCCUGGCAGGCGAUGCAUGAACCUCGGACUUUUGCUGUGUAUCUUAACAACACUGGCUACAGAACAGCCUUUUUUGGAAAAUACCUCAAUGAAUAUAAUGGCAGCUACAUCCCUCCUGGGUGGCGAGAAUGGCUUGGAUUAAUCAAGAAUUCUCGUUUCUAUAAUUACACUGUUUGUCGCAAUGGCAUCAAAGAAAAGCAUGGAUUUGAUUAUGCAAAGGACUACUUCACAGACUUAAUCACUAACGAGAGCAUUAAUUACUUCAAAAUGUCUAAGAGAAUGUAUCCCCAUAGGCCCAUUAUGAUGGUGAUCAGCCACGCUGCGCCCCACGGCCCCGAGGACUCGGCCCCACAGUUUUCAAAACUGUACCCCAACGCUUCCCAACACAUAACCCCUAGUUACAACUAUGCACCAAAUAUGGAUAAGCACUGGAUUAUGCAGUACACGGGGCCCAUGCUGCCCAUCCACAUGGAAUUUACGAACGUUCUACAUCGCAAAAGGCUUCAGACUUUGAUGUCCGUAGAUGAUUCUGUGGAAAGGUUGUAUAAUAUGCUUGUGGAAACGGGGGAGCUGGAGAACACUUACAUCAUUUACACGGCUGACCACGGUUACCAUAUUGGGCAGUUUGGACUGGUCAAGGGGAAGUCCAUGCCAUAUGACUUUGAUAUCCGUGUGCCUUUCUUUAUUCGCGGUCCGAGCGUAGAGCCAGGAUCAAUAGUCCCACAGAUCGUUCUCAACAUCGACCUGGCCCCUACGAUCCUGGACAUCGCUGGGCUCGACACACCUCCCGAUGUGGAUGGCAAGUCCGUCCUUAAACUUCUGGACCCGGAAAAGCCAGGUAACAGGUUUCGAACAAACAAGAAAGCCAGAAUUUGGCGUGAUACAUUCCUCGUGGAAAGAGGGAAAUUUCUACGUAAGAAAGAAGAAUCCAGCAAGAAUAUCCAACAGUCAAAUCACUUGCCCAAAUAUGAGAGGGUCAAGGAAUUGUGCCAGCAGGCCAGGUACCAGACAGCCUGUGAACAGCCUGGGCAGAAGUGGCAGUGCAUUGAGGACACAUCUGGCAAGCUCCGAAUUCACAAGUGUAAAGGAUCCAGUGACCUGCUCACCGUGCGGCAGAGCAUGCGGAACCUCUAUUCUCGCGGCUUCCACGACAAGGAAUGCAGCUGCGGAGAGCCUGGCUAUCGCACCGGCAGAAGCCAGAGGAAGAGCCAAAGGCAGUUCCUGAGAAACCAGGGGACUCCCAAGUACAAGCCCAGAUUUGUCCACACUCGGCAAACACGUUCUUUGUCCGUCGAAUUUGAAGGCGAAAUAUAUGACAUAAACCUGGAAGAAGAAGAGCUGCAAGUGCUGAGACCAAGAAACAUCGCCAAGCGCCAUGAUGAAGGCCCCCGGGGGCCUGGAGGCCACCAGGCUGCGGGCGACGGGGACACGAUGCUGGCAGACAGAGGCAAUGCCCUGGGCUUGCCCACCACCGUCCGAGUGACCCACAAGUGCUUUAUUCUUCCGAAUGAUACAAUCCAUUGUGAGAGAGAACUGUAUCAAUCAGCCAGAGCCUGGAAGGACCACAAGGCAUACAUUGAUAAAGAGAUUGAAGCUUUGCAAGAUAAAAUUAAGAAUUUGAGAGAAGUGAGGGGGCACCUAAAGAGGAGAAAACCCGAGGAAUGUGCCUGUAGUAAACAGAGCUAUUAUAAUAAAGAGAAAGGUGUGAAAAAGCAAGAGAAGGUGAAGAGUCAUCUCCACCCAUUUAAGGAAGCUGCUCAGGAGGUAGACAGCAAACUGCAGCUUUUCAAGGAGAACCGUAGGAGGAAGAAGGAGAGGAAGGAGAAGAAAAGGCAGAGGAAGGGGGAGGAAUGCAGCCUCCCGGGCCUCACCUGCUUCACGCAUGACAACAACCACUGGCAGACGGCCCCGUUCUGGAACCUGGGAUCCUUCUGCGCCUGCACGAGCUCUAACAAUAAUACCUACUGGUGUUUGCGUACAGUUAAUGAGACGCAUAAUUUUCUUUUCUGUGAGUUCGCCACUGGCUUUUUGGAGUAUUUUGAUAUGAAUACAGAUCCUUAUCAGCUCACAAACACAGUGCACACAGUGGAACGGGGCAUUUUGAACCAGCUACAUGUACAACUCAUGGAGCUCAGAAGCUGCCAAGGGUAUAAGCAGUGCAAUCCAAGACCUAAGGGCCUUGAAGUCGGAAAUAAAGAUGGAGGAAGCUAUGACCUACACAGCACACGUAGGACAGAGCAGAAGAACCCACCCUUAAGCUGGUCUCACCAGGGCUAUGGGCUGACGAGAGGACAGUUAUGGGAUGGAUGGGAAGGCUAACCAGCCCAGCCUCGCUGCAGACGUCAACUGGCAAGGCCUGGAAGAUUUAUACAGUGUGAAUGAAAGCAUCUAUGAGUACAGACAAAACUAUAGACUUAGUCUGGUUGACUGGAC
Molecule: messenger RNA, 3432 nt
Organism: Herpailurus yagouaroundi (jaguarundi)
Lineage: Eukaryota; Metazoa; Chordata; Mammalia; Carnivora; Felidae
Gene: SULF1
Product: sulfatase 1
Exons: 24
Coding region: 655-3318 (887 amino acids)
Biological process (GO): glomerular basement membrane development; positive regulation of Wnt signaling pathway; positive regulation of vascular endothelial growth factor production
Cellular component (GO): endoplasmic reticulum; Golgi apparatus; cell surface
Molecular function (GO): calcium ion binding; glycosaminoglycan binding; N-acetylglucosamine-6-sulfatase activity
Source: RefSeq, a predicted model, not a curated record